Molecule: messenger RNA, 9539 nt
Organism: Numida meleagris (helmeted guineafowl)
Lineage: Eukaryota; Metazoa; Chordata; Aves; Galliformes; Numididae
Gene: ILDR2
Product: immunoglobulin like domain containing receptor 2
Exons: 10
Coding region: 721-2550 (609 amino acids)
Biological process (GO): pancreas development
Cellular component (GO): membrane
Source: RefSeq, a predicted model, not a curated record
UUAUCACAGCAAAUGUGCUGUUUUGCUUUUCCACUUGGAAAUUAGCAAUCUAUUUUUAUUUGCUGUUUUUGAAAAAAGCGUAUCUUGCGUGCAGUGAAGUUCAAUCUGAAAGCUAUGCAAUUGGAAAACACUUGCUGGAAGUAUCUCAGGGUCGUACUGCGGGCACCGCUUGCACCCUGCCUGUAGCAGAGGGCACACCCAGCACCAAUCCCUCUGGGCCCAACGGAGAGCUUGAAAAUCAGCAUCGGUUGUGUUCUUUGGCACAUUGGAGGCUGAAGGCUGCUCCCAUGUGGAUCAUCAACAUCCGCAGAAUCCAAACUUCGGUUCCAAAUGCAAGCCGAGCCCCUGAAAGAAGUACAGCGCAUACUUAUCUGGGCCUGUGUUGGUCAGGGCUGUUUCAUGGCACAGCAACAUCCACCUUUCAAACAAUGAUCGACAGCAGCACUUCUAGUUGGCAGCUCCCCCUGAAAACUUCCAGCCCCGUCCAACAUCGUGUUGGCAGCAGCGCCCAACGCCCCACGGCUCAGAUGUCGGUCUCUAACAGCCAGAACACCUCCUCCUCGUGUGAAGUUGGAUCUCCUCUUGAUCUAAAAUCGCAGCGAUUGGUCACGGUGCAAGUGGAAGCCCCAGGGAAACGCGGCACUGCAACAGCCUGCUCUGGUUUCCCGAGCUGAGGUGGAAGGACUGCAAGUCACCGUGCCUGAGAAGAAGAAGGUGGCCAUGUUGUUUCAGCCUGCUCUGCUUCGCUGCCAUUUCUCUACUUCUUCCACCCAACCAGCUGUGGUACAGUGGAGGUAUAAAUCUUACUGCCAGGACCGGAUGGGAGAAGCACUGGGUAUGGUUACUUCUGGUUUACAAACAAUGAGCAAGAGGAACCUGGACUGGGAUCCCUACCUGGACUGUGUGGACAGCAGAAGGACGGUCCGUGUCGUGGCCUCCAAGCAAGGAUCUGCCGUCACUAUAGGGGACUUCUAUAAGGAAAGAGACGUCAGCAUUGUCCAUGAUGCGGACCUUCAGAUUGGGAAGCUGAUGUGGGGAGACAGUGGGCUCUAUUACUGCCUUAUUAUCACACCAGAUGAUGUGGAGGGCAAGAAUGAAGAAUCAGUGGAGCUGCUUGUACUUGGCAGGACAGGGCUGCUUGCUGAUCUCUUGCCCAGUUUUGCUGUGGAGAUUAUGCCAGAGUGGGUCUUUGUGGGCCUGGUGAUCCUGGGCGCGUUCCUGUUCUUCCUCCUGGUGGGGAUCUGCUGGUGCCAGUGCUGCCCGCACAGCUGCUGCUGUUACGUCCGCUGCCCCUGCUGCCCUGAGUCCUGCUGCUGUCCCCGGGCGCUUUAUGUUGCAGGCAAGGCAGCAAAAGCAGGGUACCCUCCUGCAGUCUCCUCCAUCCCAGGCCCAUACUACAUCCCCAGUGUUCCUGUAGCUGGUGUCCCGUCUCCUGCUGUGCUGAUGGAUAAGUCACACCCACCUCCCUUGGCCCCAAGUGACACCGGCGGAGGAAACCAAAAUGCAGUGCGCAAAGGGUACAGGAUCCAGACUGACAAGGAAAGGGACUCCAUGAAGGUGCUGUACUAUGUGGAGAAAGAACUGGCUCAGUUUGACCCAGCGAGGAGGAUGCGAGAGCGAUAUAACAACACUGUCUCUGAGCUCAGCUCUUUGCAUGAGGAUGACUUGAACUUCAGGCAGCCCUACCGCCAGGCGCGGAGGAAACCUCUGCCUCCUGCAGAAGACCUGGAUGGUGAUGCUGAGUACUGGGCAGGAGUCAUCGGUGGGGGCAGCACAUCAAGAUCACAGGCAAUCUCUGAUUACAGAGAUGAGAGGGACAGUUUCCGGCACAGCCAGCAGAGAUCCAAGUCCGAGAUGUUGUCACGCAAGAGUUUCUCUGUGGGAGUUCCAGCCGUCUCUAUGGAUGAGCUGGCAGCCUUUGCAGAGUCCUACAGCCAGCGGGCCCGGCGGGCAGACAGCCAGGAGACUCGGCGUUUUGAGCGGUCGGAGUCACGCAGUGGCUGUGGUGGAGGGCUGACCCACCAGGAUAGCUCCAUGGAGGAGUAUUACACCAAGCGCAGCAGAGGGAACCGAGAGCCACUGACAGACUCGGACCGGGGCUGGUCAUACAGCCCGCCCCGGAGACGGGCCCAUGAGGAGAAGCACCUGCCCAGGCUGGUGAGCCGGACACCCGGAGGGAGUCAGAAGUAUGAUCACUCCUACCUCAGCAGCGUCUUGGAGAGAAAGUCCCGGAGCUAUGAUGAAAGCGGUGACCAUUGUGAAACCCCCUCAAAGCUGAGCUCACAGCCCAGCCAGAGAGGAGGGGGAACGUAUUAUGCCUGGUCACCCCCUUCUACCUACAAAUCCGAUACGUCUCAGCAGCAGCAGACACCACCACCUGAGCAGGAGGAAGGGGAGGACACCCUGCCCCCCUACAGUGAGAGGGAGCUGAGCCGAGGCCCUUCGUACCGGGCCAGGGAGCAGGCCUACCUCAACGCCUCUGACAAGAAGAGGAAAAAGGAUCCCAAGAAAACAAACGAUUUCCCAACAAGAAUGUCCCUUGUGGUUUGAAGUCACUGUGGACAUGUCAUGCCAGUGGGCUGGAUACCAUGAUUUGGCCGCAGUGGAAAAGAUACAGAGCAACAAGCAAACCGGGCCCCUGUGAACCUUUGCAGCCACUGGCCGGGGACUCUUUGUUCAAAAAUUGUUUGUUUCACUGGGGCGGCAGACUCCCAUAAACAGCACCCGAUCUCAGAGGCUCUGGGAGUCUGCCAGGAAAAUGAGGCCAAGGCUCUCUUCGGCACCCUCCAUUCUGCACUGGAAGGCAGCCACGUCCUUACAACCCCUGGAGCCCUGAACUAGGAGCAAGGCUGCCUUGUGCCUCUUUCCCUAUGUCACGUGCAGAAAGAGGCCUGUGCGCAUACCUCAUGCUCCCUCAAUCUCCUCUGUUCACUGGAUCAAAAAUGUCUCUAUGCUUAGAGUCUAUUCUUUACCAUCCCCACACUGGGAGGAGGCCUUGUUCUUACAGCUGCAGACUGCCUCCAAGGCUCUAAAUUAUGAAAGAAAAUCUACAUCCUUUCAGACACCACAGAGCAGGACUGAUGAGGUGUUUCUUUGCAAGGGCUGAACAGAGAGAGAGAGACAAGUAUGGGCUGGUUUGUUCAAUAUAUUUAGUUAUGUUCAUUGUGUGAUGAGAGUUGCAAGUGAGAUUGAUGUAUUGUUUUGAAAGUGGAUCAAAGUAGCUUUUCUUGUGAUGAGAGCAUGAUGUGUUUUUCCCCCCAUCCCCAACUGUGAUUUGUUUUGAUAAAGUUGCAUUUUCUUGCAGCUGAGCUAUGACCCUUUAGAGCUUCAAGCUAGAAUAUCUACUCCACCAUAUCAUAAGCAGUGCUCUACCUUUUCUGCUGUUCUGCUCCCAGCGCCUCCAGACCUAGUGGCCUUUUUGUUUUAAAGAAGCGAAAGGGAAAAAGACGCAGUGAGAAGGCUGCAGAUCUUUGUUCUGUGAUAUUGGAAUUGCUCCUUUCUGGUCACUGUUCCCAGGCAUUGAACAAAGCGGUGACAGCAAUGGAAAAAAGAAUUAACACUGGGUGAACACAAACCUUGAAAGUCACCUUUUUCAAUUACAGUCGUUUCUUUCACUACAGUUGUGACAUGAUUUUAGUGGCUGUUGUCUCAGGAACAGCUGAAUUUAGAAGUGAAUGCAUCACGCCAUCUGGAAGCCAACAUUCUGGUUUUUGUAGGGUAAAAUGCAGUCAUUUAUUUUUUAGCUGCUAAAAUUACAAUAUGAGGAAAGAUUGUGGGAAUAAUUCAGGGUCUGGUAUCUUGAUCACAGUCAAGCCUGGAAACAAGAUAGCACCCUGUUUUGUUAUGGACAUUGUCAGCCUCUGAAUUGUCAUGUCAUAAGUCUGGGCAUUUGGUCAUUACCUGGCCUCAAAUUUAUGAGGUGCUCACUCUAGCAAUAUAUUUUUGAACACUGGAUCGAUUAACAUCACUGCAAUUCUCCAUAAAAAUUGCAGAUUCAUUUCUGUACAACUCCUUUGCCAUAUUAGCUCACCAGGAGUGGUCAUGGGAGAGGAAGAGCAAUCUCCACAGACUUGAUGCUGCUGUUUUUUGUGCUAGAAGAUGAAUGAUGCAAGGAUGGCUUUCUUUUUCAUACUUUUCUUCCUGGCUGAAGAAAGAUUGGCCUGCAGGAACGUAUUAUACCUGGAUCUGCCUUGCAGUAUGGCUUGAGAAACUAAAUUUUAAGUAAAUCUUGAUUUUUUCUCAGCAUUAAUGUAUGUUCCUAGGAAAAUCACAGUGUAGUUAACAGAAGGCUGGCAGGUGGUUUCCAUCUGAGAUCUCCAAGGCCUUGAGAGGUCUACAGCAUUACUCCACAUGCCAUUUGAAAUUAAACAUUUCACCCCUGACAUGAUAACACUGUCAAACAAAAAAUCUUAAUGUUUUGUUGGCCUGAAAACCUUGGGAAGCCCUGUGCCAUGGAUUUUAGGGAACUUUUAACCUGCUGUCUUUUCCAUCAGACAUCCAGCAGAUCCAGGAAGCAUUUCAUAUGGAGAUUUGAAUGUGCAUCUGCACAGCGAUUGUGUCAGAAAAGGGCCCAGUAGCAACAUGUCUGUAUUGACACCAAAUGGAUCAUCAGAAAAGUGAGGGGUGAUGUAGAGUAGGGCUUCCAUCUCCACAACCCUAAUGACCCGUGAGUCUUGGAUAAGCAACACAGAGGAGCAGGAAGACAGAAGCUGAUAGGAGUCACUUCUUUCAGAAAAGAGGAAUGGUAGCUUUGUGCCUGUACCAACUUUCAGAGCACCUGCAGGAUGCUGGCACUGGAAAAUAAUGAGCCUUAUUGUUGCACUUAAUCUGACAGUGAUGGGAUCUCAAAUUAUAAAUUUUCCAGUGAUCAAUUUUUAUUGCUGGUAUAAAGUUUAAAUCCUUUUCACACAGGAUAUGGGUGUCUGAGUCAUGUUGAGGAUGCAGAUGGUUUUGUGGCCUUAAAAUGAAGCAUCACAACAGUGACUAGCUAAGAAAACAACCAAGAUGAUGGGUGAAUCCUGUAAAAAAUUAUAAGCCCUUAGAACUACAGCAGGAUCAAGUAUCAGUGGCAAAUCUGUCUGUGCUGUCAAUAGUGUUAUCUAGGCUUCUGAAAAAAGUCUUGACAUAAUGGGAAAAAUAAAUACCAAUGGUAAUGACACCUCAGUAAUCCCAUUAUGCCUUUAAAGUAUAUUGUAAAAUUUCCAUGGGGUGGGUUUAGUGUGAAUAUCCUCAGACCACUUAUGCUGAAAUCGAAAAUUAACAAAGCCCGUACGUCGAAUACUUAAAAACUUGGAGAAACUCCCACCUGAGACAGACAGCAUUUAUUAUGUGUUGUCAUAGAAUCAUAGAAUCCUGGAAUGGUUAAGGGUGGAAGAGACCUUAAAGAUCAUCCUGCUCCAACUCCCCCACCAUGGGCAGGAAACCUUCCACCAGCGCAGGCUGCCCAGGACCCCAUCCUACCUGGCCUUGAACACCUCCAAGGAUGGGGCAUCCACUGCUUCCCUGGGCAGCCCGUGCCUGUGCCUUGCCACUCUGAGUGAAGAAUUUCCUCCUAACAUCUAAUCUAAAUCUCCCCUCUUUUAGUAUAAAACCAUUCCCUCUUGUUCUGUUACUAUCAUACCAUGUAAAAAAAUCUCCAGUCUCCAUCUUUUUUAUAAGCCCCCUUUAAGUUCUGAAAGACAACCAUGAGGUCUCCCUGGAGCCUUCUUCAGACUGAACCAGCUCCCUCAGCCUUUCAUCAUAAGAGAGGUGCUCCAGUCCUCUGGUCAUCUUUUGGCCUCCUCUGUACCUGCUCCAACAGCUCCGCAUCCUUCUUAUUCUGGGGGCCCCGGGCUUGGAUGUAGUACUCCAGAUGGGGCCUCAGAAGGGCAGACUAGAAGGGGACAAUCCCCUCCCUCACCCUACUGGCCACCUCUCCUUUGGUGCGGCCUAGGAAAUGGCCUUCUGGGCCACAGGCGCACACUGCUGGCUCAUGUCAAGCUUUUUGUCCACCAGGACCUCCAAGUCCUUGGCAGGGCUCCUCUCCCAGUAUGUACACAUCUGGGAUUGUCCCAGCCCAGGUGCAGCACCUUGCGCUUGGCCUUGCUAAACCUCAUUAGGUUCAUGUGGGCCUACUAUUCAAGCCUGUCAUCUGGAUGACAUCCCUUCCUUAUGCUACGUGAACUGCACCACUCACCUCAGUGUCAACUUUCUGAGGGUACACUUGAUCCCGUCAUCUGUGUCACUGUUAAAAAUGUUGAAGAGCACUGCUCCCAGGAUGGACUCCUGGGGAAAACCAUGCGUGACUGGCCUCUACCUGGUCAUAAAGCUGCUGACUACAACCCUCCAACCAAUUCCUUAUCCACCGAACAGUCCAGCCUUCAAAUCCGUAUCUCUCUAAUUCAGGGGUAAGGAUGUGGUGUGAGACCAUGUCAAAGUCCAGAUAAAUGACAUCAGUUUCCCUUCAUUGUCUACCAAGCCAUCACUCCAUCAUAGAAGGCCACCAGAUUGGUCAGGUACGAUCUGCCCUUGGUGAAGCUGUGCUGGAUGUCUCAGAUCACCUCCACAUCUCUCAUGUGCCUUAAAAUAUCUUCUGGAAGGAUCUGUUCCAUGAUCUUCCCAGGCACAGAGGUGAGGCUCAUGGGUCUGUAGUUGCCCAGGACUUCCUUUCUCCCUUUAUUAAGAGUGGGAGUGAUGUUUCCCUUUUUUUUCUAGCUUGUCCAGUCCCCUUUGGAUGGCAUCCCUUCCACCUGUCAUAACAACUGCACCACUCAGUUUGGUGUUGUCUGCAUAGUUGCUGAUUGUGGACUUGUUCCCACUGUCUGUCUUUGAUAAAGAUGCUGAAGAGCACUGGUCCCAAGAGAGACUCUUGGGAGACACCACUCAUCACUGGCCUCCAGCUGGACAUUGAGCCAUUGACUGUAACUCUCUGGCUGUGGCCAUCAAACCAAAUCCUUAUGCACUUAAAAUAGGGAAGAAAUGGAAACUUUAAAUAUUGUAGCCCUUUUUAUUAAGUCAGAGAUGGCUACCAGCAACGUGCUGCAGGCCCACCUUUCCUGUGCAGCCAGCACUGCCAGUCAUGUGUGCUGAGCUUCUCUGGAAAGUUCCAGCUACUGCUCUUGCAUGGAUCCCUCAGCAACACACCGAAUCAUGGUUUUAACUGGUUUGUGACUGAGGACACCUGCUGACCAUGGAUCUGCAGUUAAACUGCUUUCUUGACCUUUUUCUCCAACAAGCCUGCUCUGAGUGGGUAAUAUUAGUUCACCCGCAACAGAAAUAGACCAAGAGUUUGGCAGCCAAUGAAAGACUUGUACAUACAAACCCCUUUGAAGGCUGGCCUGAAACUGGCCAGAGAAAUCUGUGGGAGGGAGUAGCAAAGAAAAUAUCAGGAUCAGGCACCUUAAGACGGAAUUGAUCUUUUACAAGGAAAAUUCACUCUCUGAGAAAGUUUUUCAAGGAGUUUUAAGAGAGUUAGCACAUGGAUGCCACUGCUGGUGUGUGACCAGCCUUCUCCAGUAACUGAGUAGUCUGGCAUUGUGCAGAAGAGCUUUUCUCAGCCCCGGUUGCCUGCCUGUUCCCACAGUCUUAGAUCAUCCUGAGUACAAUAACUGCUGAUGUUUCUUUUGACCGAUGGUCCCUUCCAAAGCUGCUUCUCUGAAGAAAUGCAGGCCAGUCACUGGCCUGUACAAAUACGGAUCCCUGAGCAGGGGCAAUCACAAAACAUUUUACAAGUCAAACACAGCCACAGACUUUUAUAGGUACAUCAAUACAAUGUUUAUCAUGCCUGGACUAUUCCAAAAAUAAAAUACAAUGUCGUUGAGACUGUUCCACUGAGAAAAUGCCCAGCGCUAUCUUUUUUCCUCUGGGGACCUUUCACGUAAAGCUAUGGGUGAUGUUCUGUUCUGUGUCACUAAGAAGUACGGGUUUGGGACACGCAGAAAUGAAAGCUGAAGUGGCUUUACCUCAUUCCUUAACUGGGUCUGGCAGCAAACAGACCUUUGACAUAAGCCAGGUGCUGCAGAACUGACCCUGACUCCUGGAAGCAAUGUGGGGCGGCACCUCCAUCUGGCUAUAAUGGCACGUGUGCUUGGUGCAGCAGCUGAGCUGCUGAACAUGCCAUCAUCUUCAUGUGGGGCUCCUGAAGCCCCUGUCCUGUUACCUGGGAGGUCAGAGAAGGGAUCUGUACACGACAUGAUGGGUCAGCUAUCGUUCUUGAUACCAUCUCAAAAAUGCCAGCUGAAUUAUCAGCGUCAGAAACAGAACAAUCUUAAUAACAUUAGGAAUAAAUGGGAGGAAUCUGCCAUGAUUCCCAUGCCAAUUCUCUUAUGACCUUUAUAACUGCUUCUGGACAUUCACCCCCACUUGUGCCAGGACCUUUGCCGGGAGAGACCUUCACCCUCUCUCUCCAUCUGCCCUUUGCUCUGUGCCAUGUGUGUUCCCUCUCUGACCGCUCUGCCUGCUGGGCUAUUUGUAGCUAAUCUUCAGCCCGGGGGCUUCAGUCAGUUCGGCUGUGGAAUGAGUUGCAUUUUGUUAAAAAAAAAAAAAAAGUUACCCGCUGUAAAACCAGAAAUUACAGGAAACACAAAACAAAACCCCAAGCCUUCCAUCUAUUCUCAAACAUAAGCAGAGAUAUUACUGGAAACAUUUUAAAAAUUCAAGCUGAAGACAAUUUCAAAACAAGUGGGUAUUGUUUCCAGUCCCCAGGCAGCUGCAGUAAGAGCUCUGAAGAGCAAACAACAAAAGCAAACUCAUUCAGGUUUCUUUGUCCUUGGUGAGAGCAGCGGCAGGGGGAAGGAAGCAGUGCUUCAUCACUCCGAGAGAGCAAAUGCGGCUCCGAGAUGAUGUAUUACAUCUGAGUUUAAAAGAAUGAAUUAAAAGCUGUCAGGCUGAUUUUAAAAGCAAAACUCAGGUCAAGGAAAUGGCACGGUUUUCAUGUCCAGUGCCUCUUGGUGGAUUUCUUCCACACCUGCUCACUUAUCUUUAUUCCUGCAAAGCCUUUACUUGUGCCCUGAGAGCCACGUGCCCUCUGUGGAUGAACACCAGAUGAAUGUGGAGGCGAUGGGGGGCUCCUGUGCAUCCGUGUCACACCAAGCCCGCAGAGCACCAGCACUGCCCCAUCACACAUCCCACACAUCUGGUGGCUGCCAGGUGCCCGCUUUUCACAGACCCUGUUGAAAAUCGCAGCCAUGGUUAUGGUCCUCUUGCUGUUUGUCACAGAGCUGUUGGUUGUAUUUUUUUUUCUUUUGUUGCAGUUGCUCGUCUGCAGCAGUUUUGUUUCCCCCAUUACGCAGUGAGGGAACGGCUUUCUUUGCUGUGCUCAGCUUUUGCUAUUUUACUUAAAUUCCCCAUCUCGUCUGUAACAAAGUUAUUUCCAUAAUGGGAGGCCAGAGAGAGUGUCAGAAAGGCACACUGCUCUGUACAGUGACAAUACAAACACUUUGACAGCUUUCUGGGACACAUCCUUACCACCGGUUACCAGGCAUUAUACAUUCACCAUGCUUGCAGUUUCCAAUUUGUUGCUUUUGAGUUGUCACCAUGGAGAAUAAAAGCAGGAAAAGCUA